AAAGGUACAGAUAAUUAGGUGGUUGUCAUGUCUGUCAAAGGCGUGGAGAAGAUUGUUGAAAUAUUCCAGAUAAAUAAGACUGCGUUCCUAGAGCGAGACUGAAAUCAGGCAGAGACGACGAAGCAGGAAAAUGGCGGCCCAAACGUCCAAGGUGGUGCUGUCUUUGAACGCUAAAGAGGUGGACUCGCUCAAAGACGGAGUGAGCUUCAAGAAAAACCCAGAAGAUGGGAGAUGUUACAUCAUCUACAAGAGCAGCGGUGGCUUCAAAGCCUGCAAGAAUCAGUGCAAACACCAAGGAGGGCUGUUCAUCAAGGACAUAGAAGACCUGGACGGCAGGACGGUGAAAUGCACCAAGCAUAACUGGAAGUUAAACGUGUCAUCGAUGAAAUACGUGAACCCGCCCGACAGCUUCCUGCAGGAUGAGCUCGAAGUUGAAAUGUUGGAUGAUGGAGGGAUGCAGCUGGUUGAGCUGAGCCCCAUCGACCCCUGGCUGGCUGAGCCCAGAGAACCUCUGGAGCUUCAGGAGGGAGAAGUGAAAAUAACAUACCUCACCCACGCCUGCAUGGAGCUGCAGCUGGGACAGAAGCACUUCCUGUUUGACCCCUGGCUGAAGGGUCCCGCCUUCGCUCGAGGCUGGUGGCUUCUCCACGAGCCGCCGGCAGACUGCCUGGACCGACUCUGUGCUGCAGAUCUCAUCUACAUCAGCCACCUGCACUCCGACCACCUCAGUUAUCCCACUCUGAAGGUGUUGUCAGAACGGAGGCCAGACAUUCCCAUAUAUGUUGGUGACACAUCCAGACCAGUUUUCUGGAAUUUGGAAGAAAGCAAGGUCAAGCUGACCAAUAUCAGAGUCACUCCUUUUGGUGUCUGGCAAAAUAUUGACGAUAACCUGAGGUUUAUGAUUCUGAUGGACGGUGUCCAUCCUGAAAUGGAUACCUGCAUCAUUGUUGACUAUAAGGGUCACAUAAUCCUGAACACGGUGGACUGCACCAGGCCAAAUGGGGGCAGACUACCAGAAAAAGUGGAUCUGAUGAUGAGUGAUUUUGCGGGUGGUGCGUCUGGAUUCCCCAUGACAUUUCACGGAGGGAAAUACAGCGACUCGUGGAAGGCAGAGUUCAUCAAGAACGAAAGGAAGAAGUUACUGAACUACAAAGCCACGCUGGUCAAAUCCCUGCAGCCGAGAAUCUACUGUCCCUUCGCUGGAUAUUUUGUGGAAGCUCAUCCAUCAGACAAGUACCUCAAGGAUACAAACAUCAAAAACAGAGCAGAGGACCUCAAUGCACUCAUCAAUCAGCUUUCACCAGACACCAAGACGUGGACUCCCAAACCUGGCGCUGUGCUGGACCUCGGCCUCACACUCAAAGACCCCACAAGCAGUGGGGCCAUUACUGAUCCUCCAGCCAAUGCCAAAAUCUACAAGGACAGCUGGGAGUUUGACUUGUAUGUGGAUGAGCUCAACAGCGCCAUCAGCAGUGAGAUAUUUAAGCAUGAGAGUUGGAUCCAGUUUUAUUACAACUGGGCAGGCUUUCAAAACUACAACCUGGUGGUGCGGAUGAUUGAAACAGAUGACAGCUUUAAACCAGUCAGUAAUGGCUAUGACUACCUGGUGGACUUUUUGGAUUUGUCAUUUCCUUCCACAAGACCGGACAGAGAGCACUCCUACCUUGAGAUUAAAAACAGAAUCGGCGUGAUGAGGUACGUGGUUCUGCACGGCGGCCUCUGGGACGACCUGUACAUCGGCUUUCAGAACCGCAUCAGCCGAGAUCCUGACACCUACCACCACAAGUUCUGGAACCACUUCCAGACCCAGUUACCUCUUCACAGUCCAGACUGGGACCAGUUUCUGCAACGGGUCCCUCCCAUCCAGGAAACAGACUCAUCAAAUUAUGGCCUAUUGAAUUAUUGUUCCAUUUUAUAGAUUUGGAAGGAGGGAAUGUGAAGGAAAUGCUGCAGAUUUCUUGGUUUAAACCAAAGUAAAAUGAUAAAUUGCAUGUAUUAAGCCAAAGUGGAAUUUCCAUGAAGCCUAAUGGAAGUUAUCUUCCUAACGGAAAUUAACCUUCUGGGAUUUUUUUAUGUUAUUUUCUUACUCAUUGAAUGUAUGAGUAUUCUAAACCAUCACCCCAUGUAUAAAUGAUUUAGAUAUUUUAAUGUUUUAAAGCAAUGCCACACAUCAACUGCAUUUCAUCGCACUCCAAUCCCUCAUAUAGUACAUUUAUUCUCACCUCAGGCCUCCUUUUCCUCUCUCCCCACCAACCGUGCAAAUCAUAGUUUCAUAUAUUCAAGAAAAAUGGAGGCAUGACAUCUCAUUUACACGCAACAUAUAAUAAAUGAGCCAAUCACAUGGCAGCAACACAAAGCAUGUAAGUGUGCAACUGGAAAUCGACGACAAAAAACAAAAAAAAGUUCCAUUUCACAAAUCCAGUUACUCCAUCUUACCAAGUCCAUCCUAUCCAGUUUUAUUCAGUCUGCAGAAUUUGGUUGAGUCAGCUGAUACACUACUUAUCAACAGACUCCAAUGAUUAAACCCAACUUUUAAAAAACCAUUAAAAAAAACACUUAUCUUCAUUCCUUUUAUGUUAUUACAAUAUAAAGUGCAUGUUGAUGUGGUCUGGUCUUUGCUAAUGAAAUAUCUGCACAACAUUAAUUAGAAAAUGGCCUUGCCGUCUUCUCAGUUAAGACGGUCGCAAUAAUGAUUAACAUUUUAAGUGGUCACACAAAGCACUAUGUAUUGUUUAAAGUUGAUGGUAAAGGAAAAACAAUGUUUAUAAGUGAUUCUACAACAUCAGAACAGAUCUGAGAAAGGAUUUGGUGCUGGUAUUUAUUUUUACAGUGUAAGAAGUUAUUUUACAUUUAGGCUGUGUCAGUGGUGGUGGUAUUUGUCAUGAUUUUCAAGUUGAAGGUGAUGUUUUUAUGGUGUAACAGUAGAUCAGACAAAACCUGUCCUGGUUCAGGCGAGUAGGGAUUAUCAAUGUUGUUUCUACGUUCUAAAUGCCACGAUAACCAUAGGGAAUUUUUAGAGAAUUUUUACUUUAUUUAAAUUCAAACGUUUGCAUAUCUUUCGUCAAAUUGCCUUUUUAAAACAAUUUGGAAUUCCUUACCACAUUUUCAACCACAACACACCCGUUUUGGUAAAACCAAACUCUACUGUAUGAUAGUUGGACACUCUAAUGCUUGCCUAUAAUGGUUUAAACAGAUAAACGUGGCGCCUUCAACACUCCAGACUUCUGGAUAUAGUGAAGAAAAAUAGGUUAUGUCUUUUUUUUUAACUGUACUUGACUUGCUGAAUGUACUCUAAUAAUAAUAAUCAUUUUUAUUUGUAAUGCCCUUUAUUUCUCCAAUUGAAAUCUCUAAGGGCUCAUUCAUACACUGGUGAGGUGAGCUGCUGCUUUGUAGCUACAGCUGCUCUCCGGCGUUCUGAGGGGAAUUUUGCGUCAUCGGCCCAAAGGUGAUGAACAGUUUUGCCUGAGGACGAGCAAACUGGGAAUCGAACCAGCGAUCUACUGAUUACACAGGGCAAACUCCAAUCACUGUCACCACCACUGCUUCCUCAUUUGUAUUUCUUUAUGCUUUUAGGAAAUAAACCAAUUUAAAUCCAGA
This is a messenger RNA of Xiphophorus couchianus (Monterrey platyfish), 3597 nucleotides long. RefSeq names its product cytidine monophosphate-N-acetylneuraminic acid hydroxylase-like. The record is from RefSeq and is a predicted model, not a curated record. Gene Ontology annotation, cellular component: cytoplasm. Gene Ontology annotation, molecular function: 2 iron, 2 sulfur cluster binding; CMP-N-acetylneuraminate monooxygenase activity. Gene Ontology annotation, biological process: CMP-N-acetylneuraminate metabolic process. The transcript has 15 exons. NCBI's taxonomy places the organism in Eukaryota, Metazoa, Chordata, Actinopteri, Cyprinodontiformes, Poeciliidae. The coding region runs from base 131 to 1918 and encodes 595 amino acids.